Messenger RNA from Megalops cyprinoides (Indo-Pacific tarpon), 4132 nucleotides. It is a transcript of the gene kiz, whose product is annotated as kizuna centrosomal protein. The transcript is spliced from 14 exons. Lineage: Eukaryota; Metazoa; Chordata; Actinopteri; Elopiformes; Megalopidae. Bases 160 to 2283 code for a protein of 707 amino acids. Gene Ontology annotation, cellular component: centrosome. Gene Ontology annotation, biological process: spindle organization. The record is from RefSeq and is a predicted model, not a curated record.
CACACAGGCAAACGGUGCGGCAUCAGCAGAGUCGCAAAGUCCCUCUCGUCUCCCGCGUGGUCGGACUGUUUACAAACGGUGCUUUCUGGGAAGCGGUGCUUAUGACAACCGGAGUAAACACACACCACGCACCGUGGAAACCCGACACGAGAAUCGGCCAUGGCAUUCUGCGAGAAGGGGUACUUUGAAAAGAUCGGAAAGCUUCAGCAGGAUCUACAUGAAAGUGAAAAAAGGAGAUUCGAGUUGGAGAGGGAACUGCUCGCCUUCCGCAGGUCUGAGAGACGCAUCUCACAGAUAAGGAACGGCAAACUGCGCGGUUAUCUGAAGGAGAUAUGCGAAAGGGAAAAUCGAGCUAAGACAAGGAACCUCGAGCUUCGAAAAGAUAUGGAGCGAAUAGAACUGCAUAUGAAAGAGCUACGCAGCACCCACAUCGUUCUGCAUCAAAAGAAGGAAAAAGUGCUGCAAGGACCAGCAUGCAAAAACUCCUCUUUGCCCCUGACCAGGGGCCUGUACCAGCCUGCCACCAUCUUCAUGGGCCGCCAGACCGUUAGGGUUUCAUCGGAACUGGCUCCGGCUGCAAGGACAGCCUUCGUUCAGCCACCGAAGCCCGACUGGUUCUCGAACACCGCAGAAAGGUCGGAAAGUGGCGUACAGAGCGACUCCACAAUUUUGCAGAAGGAUGCUGAUGAUGUUUUGGAUGGCGGCCACUUCUCCACUGGCAGGAAGAAGAGCGAGAGAAAAGGAAGAACCGCAGCGGCCUUUGACUUCACAGUGACUGCGACCGGGCUAGGCGUGGAGUCAUUUGCACCCCCCGUGACCUCGAUGGAGGCAGAGAAAAUGGUGCCGCCCCCAACCGUUCUUAGUCGCAACGCGGCCGGGAGUCCACCUGCGGAAAGAGGCCUGGCUGCCUCCUCAAACCACAUAGCCACGGAGGAUGAAGGGGGAAGUUUACCUCCCGCAAAAGAAUGCCAAGAUGUGGAGAGCGAUGGUAUUUCGAGCUCAAGUGUUGACAUAGACACCUCUGUAAACACAGAAAGUGAGCUCUCUCUCACUCUGAGCGACGAUGAAGAUGUGGCCUUCUCACCUGAGGACUUGGCUCACCCAGAUGCCCACAGAAAAAAGACUGGCAUACCCAGGGGCUUAGCCAAAAACACUGGCACACCCAGGGGCACAGGCCACCGUAGCAACAGCACACAUGCAGGGUCAAAGGACACAGAAGGGUCAGAGGUCGGAGGAGAAUGCAGACGGGACGUAGCACCAUUACCAUCAGAGCCAGCUGCAGUGGGACCUUCGUUGGAGGGCUUCUCUCAUUUGCUGGAGAGCAUUGAAGAAAGGCUCCAUGAAAGCACAAGGAAGCCGUAUGGAAUCUCAUCUAUCAGCCAGCAGAAUCUCAGCCGUUUGAUAAGCCUUUGUGACAGGAAGGCUGGCUUGAAUGACGAGGACCUUGAAGCCUGCGGAGCGGCCGUCCUUCACCAGCUCCAGAGGUUGUCAUGGAGCGUGUCAAAGGGAUGCCUGUUACCGGGGGAUAUCGUUAGCGCCAACUGGACGAGCGCGGAGGACAGGAAAAUAAGAUCCAGCCUGCCCCCUGACGGAGCUCAGCUGUGGGACCGCUGGUUCAGGCACGCGCUCACGCUACAGGAGUGUGGCGGCUUCACCGCCGACCAGAUCGUCGAGCUCUUCACACAGUGCCUGGUGGAGAAAAACGCCUCCUAUCUGGACAAGGCCAAGGUGCUCCUGAGGUCACUCCUGGAAGAGGCCUGUGGAGGACUGGCCUCUGCUGAGAGCGAGGAGUCAGUCGGGGGUUCGCCGUCGCUCCCCAACGACGGCCAAAUACAAGCAGCCAGACCAGCCUGCUGGCCCGACACUCACCGCAGUGCGGUACAAGGACUACAAAGUGGUGAAGAGGACAGCGAGGAAGAAAGCUUUGUGGAAAGUAUUCCUAUUAGAGAGACGAAAGCGUAUCAGCUGCUUAAACAGUCUGCUGUGCAGCAGACACGACAAAGCUCUCAAGAGGAGGAGGAUGGGCUGGAUGUGCUGGCGUCAGGAGUAGUGCCUGACAGACCCGUGGAGCAUGCUGGGAAAGGCAAACUCUCAGACACAAGCUCGUCUCUUUCACAGGAAGGCCCCGUUCGGAGCGGAAAGGCGUUGAAGAAGACAGUUCCCGCCGUGCAGUCGAAAGCGUUUUGGGGAGAAUCGGACGACAGCAACACAGACAUCGAAGCCGCUCUUCGUCCUCGGUCCCGCAGCACCACAAACGACGACUUUGAUGAUUUCUAUGACUAAUUCUGACUGUUGAAGCACAAGAACACAGGUCGUUUUUUUUUUUUGGAGUGCUACCAACAUUGAAAUGUACAUAAUUCAGAUCGUGACAUUAGCAUUGUGAAAUAUUCCAUGACUUACCCUUCAUUGCCGUUGUGGAGCGACUUAAAGCAUUGUUUGGAUUUCUCUCUCACUAUGUUCAAUAGCAUUUUUCUGCAGGGGCAGGGUUUUUUUUUUUGUUCACAUAUUUUCAAAAAAAUAAAAAUCCCUUGCCUCUUAAUGCAGACAAAGUAUGUUAAGAGUUUUCAACCACGCCACUGUUAACCCUGCCUGAGUCUCUUCAUCUCAACAGCGCUCAGAACUCUUCAAAACGCAUUGAAAUAGUUUAAACUUAAUUUUUAAAGAGAUUUGUUUGCAUUGCGGAGGACAUUAUACAUUUUAAAAUUUGCACGUGUUUCAAAAAUGUUUUGCAUUCCAAAUGCAGCAAUAUAAUGAAGUGAGUGAAGGCCUAUGAAAUUACUCAGUAACAAUGGCUAUUCCGGCUGUUACGAAAGCACCUUUGAACUCAGUGAAGUGGCUCAUUUGCCAGAACAAAAUGCAUCAUUUUAUUAACAAACUGCAGAGCUGUGGAAAUGGAUGUAAAUGCCAACAAAUGUUCAGGACCAAUUUUUAGAGGCAUGACAAAUCUGUAGGAAAUAAAACCUGCCCUGCUCAUACUGUGACAGCAUGGUGGCUGCCCAGGCUCUCAUUUGUACCUUUUGCUGACAGUGCUUGGGUGCGCACCACUUCCCUCUGUGUGUUAUGAAACUAGAAAACACAUAAAACACACAUAGGAUGCACUAUGUAUGUUACACACAUGAAAAAAGCUCAAGGCCCCCCAUGUACUUUCUAAUAGUGGCCAUCUUUGCUUUUGUAAUCCUACCAGCAUAUUAAGUAUUCACAGCAGUGGAAAUAUAUGCUUAAUAUAGGAAGCUCAGAAACUCAAGAAUGCAGGGGAGACUAUACUGUCAUUAUCAAACAUUGCUGAAUACCAGCAAGCUGCUAUUUCCCAGCACUAAAUGAUACGAUUAACACUGUGCAGGUUCCCACACUAUUUCUCCCACUUUGAAUUAUAUGUCAGUGUUCUGAAUAAACCAGUAGCUGUCUUAAAAAUUCUUGUUUUUAAUCUCUCCUGUGCUAUAUUUAACAUUUGCAAAGGCACACCAUUGCCUGACACCGUAAAAAGCACUGGCAUUCACUGUAUCCCUGCGAUUCCAUUAGUCAGCUUUUAGGUGACUUCAUGUGCCUGAACCCUCUAAAGUAGGACUCCACACUCAUUACCAGUAAUGGCUGCGGUCUGCCUUGACCUAACAGGGAAAGUGAGCGUGUCUGAAUAAAUUUGGAGUUUGCUAAAAAGCUCCCUCACAUAAUAUCCAUGUUAAGGAGCAUGUCAACAGACACUUGUGUGCCGCAGAUGGCCAUGUGAGAGCGCGGUUAUAUUUUACUAAUAUGUAACAACACAAUAAACAUUUUUUAAGAGAACUUUUCCUGAUCAGUCCAUUCCCUGUGAGGCACUGUUCAUUUGCUCUGUGUGUGUGUGUGUGUGUGUGUGGCUUUUUUCCCCACCUCCGUUUUAUGUCAGCCAGCGAAUCAUUUAAUCCGCGCUAAGAAUUUGCGAUUCCAAUUAUCCGCCGCUUCCUCUAUUGACGCGAUUGUUUAGCUGGCCGAACUGCACGUCUCAAAAAAAAAAAAACAAAACAAAAUCAACAGAAUUUGCGUGCCGCGUAGCUGCAGCUGAAAUUCCACAGGCCGUGCACAGAGACUGCAUCCGAGGUGGCAUCAUUUCUGGAAUGAGUGGCCGACCGGUGCCGUUUAGUGUAGGCGCUCCACAAAA